Gaeumannomyces tritici R3-111a-1 is the source of this 2070-nucleotide messenger RNA. RefSeq names its product choline-sulfatase. Gene Ontology annotation, molecular function: sulfuric ester hydrolase activity. The transcript is spliced from 2 exons. The record is from RefSeq and is a predicted model, not a curated record. Bases 289 to 2070 code for a protein of 593 amino acids. Lineage: Eukaryota; Fungi; Ascomycota; Sordariomycetes; Magnaporthales; Magnaporthaceae.
UCUUCUUCUGACCAGCCGGCUGCCUUUUUCUUUUUUUUUUUUGCCGGCUCGAUCUCUUCCCUCACCCUCUGGCUCGCUGUCUCCUCCUUCUCUUCAUCUCCCCUGCUCUUCUCUUUCGUUUUGCGCACUUUGUGGUGUUUCUUUGAUCUCGUUUGUUUUCCGUUAGUCGGAUAAACAGAACCUACUUCUUGAAUCACAUUAGUCUGCCACAGCUGCAGACGUAAAACAAGCACACACAAAACCAAGCAGAACAGAAACCUAGAAGCCCCCCAGGUUCGGCUAUACAAGAUGGCCCCUGACCUCGACACGCUGCCGGCCUCGUCGGUCCGCGGCAAUGCGCACCCCGGGACCGAGGGCGUGCCCGCGCCCGCGCCCGCUGGACCAGCCUCUGCUACUCCCAACGGCGGGGCGUCCAGGAAGCAGCCCAAUAUCCUCUACAUCAUGGCGGACCAGCUGGCGGCGCCGCAGCUCAAGAUGUACAACCCAGAGUCGCAGAUCCUAACCCCGAACCUGGACAAGCUGGCGUCCGAGUCGGUGCAGUUCGACUCGGCCUACUGCCCGUCGCCGCUGUGCGCGCCCUCACGCAUGAGCAUGAUCACGGGCGUGCUGCCGCUCAAGAUCGGGGCCUACGACAACGCGGCCCAGAUCUCGAGCGACAUACCGACCUACGCGCACUACCUUCGGCUCAAGGGCUACCAGACGGUCUUGGCGGGCAAGAUGCACUUCAUCGGCGACCAGCUGCACGGGUACGAGACGCGCCUGACCAGCGACAUCUACCCGGGCGACUACGGCUGGGCCGUCAACUGGGACGAGCCCGACACCCGCCUGGAGUGGUACCACAACGCGAGCUCCAUCCUGCAGGCCGGCACCUGCGUCCGUAGCAACCAGCUGGACUACGACGAGGAGGUCAUGUACCGCUCGACCCAGUACCUGUAUGACCAUGUGCGCCAGGGGCCCGACGCCCGGCCCUUCUGCCUGACGGUCUCACUCACACACCCCCACGACCCCUACACUAUCGAGGAGAAGUACUGGGAUCUGUACGAGGGCGUGGACAUUGCGCUGCCCAAGGUGAAGAUCCCCAGAGAGGAGCAGGAUGCGCACAGCAAGCGCCUCCUCAAGGUCUGCGACCUGUGGGAUCAAGACUUCACCGACGAGCAGAUCAAGCGCGCGCGCCGCGCCUACUACGGCGCCGUCAGCUACGUGGACGACUGCAUCGGCAAGCUGCUCGAUGUGCUGAAGCGCUGCCGGCUGGACGACAACACCAUCGUCGUCUUCAGCGGCGACCACGGCGACAUGCUGGGCGAGCGCGGGCUCUGGUACAAGAUGUCGUACUUUGAGUCGUCGGUGCGCGUGCCGAUGCUGAUCCGCCACCCCAGCCCCGAGGUUAAGCCGGGCCGCGUGUCGCAAAACGUGUCGACGCUCGACAUCAUGCCCACCAUGUGCGACCUCGUGGGCACCAAGCCGCUGCCCGGCCUGCCGCUCGACGGCAGCUCGCUGAUGCCGCACCUGCUCGGCCGGUCGGCCGAGGGCCACGACGAGGCGCUGGCCGAGUACACGGGCGAGGGCACCAUCAGCCCGCUCGUCAUGAUCCGGCGCGGGCCGUGGAAGUACGUCGCCUGCCCCGCCGACGGCAGGCCACAGCUGUUCAACCUGGCCGACGACCCGCUCGAGCUGGUGGACCUGGUCAAGGUGUUGGACAAGAAGGCGGCGCUGCUAGCGGGCGAGUCCGAGCCCGCCGAGCCCGCCGAGGCGGCACCCGAGGGGGUAGAGGCGGCUCGCGCGGCGCUCGACGCGUUUGAGAAGGAGGCAGCCGCCCGCUGGGACUACGACGCCAUCACCGAGGAGGUGCUGCUCUCGCAGCGCAAGCGCAGGCUCGUGUGGGCGGCGCUCAAGAAGGGCCGCUUCACCAGCUGGGACCACGACCCCGUCGACGACGGCCGCGAGAAGUACAUCCGCUCGCACAUGGACCUCGACGACCUCGAGCGCAUGGCGCGGUACCCGCCCGUCGACACGUACGGCCGCGAGACGGCCGGGGUCCUGGUCGACCAGGCCGGGUCGCAUGGGCAGUGA